AUGAGCGAUGGCAGGCAUUCUACCUCAUCACUACAGUCUUCAGUAGGCGUUACUUCCGCUGAAGAACUAUCCGAAAAAUAUCAAAAAUUAUUCGCUGAAUUUUCUCGGAUGAAAGCACAACACUCUGUAUUAAAGAAAGCCGUUAUUAAGGAACAAAAAACUAUUACUUCAUUACAAGAUGAAUGCAAAACCAAGGAACAAGAAUUGCGUACCAGGUUAUCACCCGGUUGGUUAGUGGGUUCGGCAAAAAAAGAACUUGAAAAAUCAAAAGUGACUUUAGAGGCUACCACCAUAGAACUAAAUAGAAAAAUUGAUGAAAAUGAAAAGUUACAUAAAGAGCUAUUUGAAGUUAACAGUUUAUAUACACAACAUGUGGCUUCUCUCCAAUCUAAGAUAUCGGAAUUGGAGAAAAAAACGGAAGAACUUCAGAUCGAAUUAACAAGAUCUCAUCUUGCUAGCGAAGAGGCUUUGAGUAAAAUACGUCAAGCUAAGAGUGAUGUUGAUAAUGAGCUCGACCGAACAAGAUUGGAGCUACGCGAAACAAAAGCGCUUAUGGAAAAGAACGAGCAGAAAUUGAAAGAGGGCGAUGAUGUAUUGCAAGCUGAAGUGAUUGUACUUCGAGAUACGUUGGAGAUAAAUUUGGGUCUUUCAUACGAAUCACAGAUAGAUCAAUUUAGUGCAUUACGUGAAAAAUUUGACAGCGAAUCAAAUGAACUUAUCGAAAGUUUUAAACAAUUGCAAUCAAAUGCCCGUGAUUAUCUAAAAUCACUUAAAGAGAAGUCAGACUCAUCUUAUGAACUAGGCUUGAAAGUUAAAAGCGCUAGUUUAGUAUGGCAACAAAAUUUACAAAAACUAGUAGUAAAAUUGGCUUCUACCCAAAGCAAAAUAACAGAAUUAACUUUAGAUAACGAAAAUCUUAUUAAACUCAACGAAUCUGAUUCGACUAAGAUCAAGGAUUUAGAAACUCAAAUUUCUCAGCUGAGAGAAGAGUUAGAUAGACAAAAGGCAACAUAUAAUGGUCUAGCGACAGAAAUGAAUCAACAACAAGGAGGUAAUAACGUAGAAAACGGCGUUACUAGUAAUGAGGUAACAUCUUUACUUGCCAACGGAUUGAACGGAAUAUCGUCGAAUGGUGUGAAUCAUAAUGAUACAUUAGCCAAUAAAGAUAAUUCUGAAACAAGAGAAAAUAAUAUAAAUUCAUUUGUUUAUCCUCAUGAUUCUGAAAAAGGAGAAAGUACCGAACCUUCAGACCAACCAAUUAAAGAUACCUCACGCCCAACAGCUAUAACUGUUAUGACAACACCAAUAACAAGAUCUACAACUGACGACAUUGAUAUUAACGCAAAUCGCAAUGGUAAUUCAAGUAUUCUCGAGUUGGAGCGAGAUAUAGGGAGAGUUACUAAAAGUGAGGGUGAUACUAGACAACGAGAGGCUCUUAUUAAAAAUCAUUAUGAAUCUAAAAUAAACCAGUUAACAGAGCAGUUACAAUUGUCAGAUAGUAAAUCAUUGCGAUUAUACAAAGCUUCAAAAAUCAUUCAAGGAAGAUUAGCUGAAGCGGAUGAAGGAAAAUCACGAGCGGAACAAGAAAAGACAAGGCUACAAAACGAAUUGGACCAAUUGAAGGAAAAAUUGCGCGAAGAACGUGAAAAUUUCAAAACUCAGAUUGAUGAAAUGACAAAAUGGAUCAAUAAACAAGACGAAGCUAUUGAAGACAAAGAGCGCCAAUUAAAAGAUCUUAAAGCUGGGACUUCACGUUAUGAAUAA
Molecule: messenger RNA, 1764 nt
Organism: Racocetra persica
Lineage: Eukaryota; Fungi; Glomeromycota; Glomeromycetes; Diversisporales; Gigasporaceae
Source: the annotation of a GenBank genome assembly